CAACUGUUGAAAAUUCAAGAAGAAUUAAACAACAAGAAGCUGGAACUGGAACAAGCAAAAGAAGAGCAUUCCCACACGCAGGCCAUGCUGAAGAUCCUGCAGGAACAGUUAAAAAAAAAUGCCAAGGAGUUGGAGACUAAUGGCCAUGACGAAUCUCAGGCAAAAGAAAUCAAUGGGCUGACAGCGCCAUUGGUCAACCAAGACAGAGAGAAAAACGCGGAGAAGAGAAGCCAGCCACUAAAAUCGGAGAAAGAAGCUUUGUUGAUAGGUAUCAUAUCAACAUUCCUUCACGUUCAUCCUUUCGGAGCGAAUAUUGAAUAUCUCUGGUCGUAUAUGCAGCAGCUGGACUCCCGG
Thamnophis sirtalis is the source of this 354-nucleotide messenger RNA. NCBI's taxonomy places the organism in Eukaryota, Metazoa, Chordata, Lepidosauria, Squamata, Natricidae. The record is from RefSeq and is a predicted model, not a curated record.